Mugil cephalus (flathead mullet) is the source of this 12318-nucleotide messenger RNA. RefSeq names its product jade family PHD finger 2 (gene jade2). Gene Ontology annotation, cellular component: histone acetyltransferase complex. Bases 927 to 3716 code for a protein of 929 amino acids. NCBI's taxonomy places the organism in Eukaryota, Metazoa, Chordata, Actinopteri, Mugiliformes, Mugilidae. The transcript is spliced from 14 exons. Gene Ontology annotation, biological process: regulation of transcription by RNA polymerase II. The record is from RefSeq and is a predicted model, not a curated record.
GGAGAAGGAAGUGCAGUUUGCGGUAACAGUGAAUUGAAAGUACGCCAUAAAUAUGGCGCCAAAAGAGUUUUCAAGCUGACGAUAAGAGCCGAAUUUCCCUCUGUCUUGUCUUUAUUUUUAUUUUUUUCCCAACCCGGAGGUGGGGAGGAGAGAUUGCAAGACGAGACCCGCCUGUGCGUUUGUGCAGAGAGUGUGCGCGCACCCCGGUCAGAGGAGUGGAAGCGGAGCAAGUGAAGACGAGGAGAGCGCUGGGUUUUAUUUUAGAAGGAGGGACGUUGCGAAACAGGCUCGCAAUCUUUUCUGACUCAUCGUUUGGAAUUAAAGCACCCUUUUUCUCCUUUUCUUUUAACCCCUCCUCCUCCUCGUUCUGCCGCUGCUGCCUCUCGGUCCUCCCCGUACCGCUGGCACUGGGAAGGAAAACAGUCGGAUUUUGACACCACGUUUGGGCUGCUUUUGCAAAAUGCGACAUGCUUUCCCGUGAGCGGUAUGUGGUGCGCACCUCGCAGCCCGCUACGCAGUGAACGGUAGCAGGAGCAGAGGAGGCACCGCUGUGUUUGUUUUUUCACUCGCAGAGCCCUAAUCCCCGUGCGGCUGCCACUUUUGGAUUUUAUUUCACGUUUGGACUCGUCGUUCUUUUGCGGAGCUGACGCGCUGUCAACGCGCACCGCGAGGGAAGGGGAGAGGGGAGGGGAGGGGGGGAGAGAAGCCAGGGGAAGAGGGACAGUCCUGUCACCCAACGUGGACCGAGAGUCGGAGCUGUUUAGCUGCAGCCUGCCAGGGCGCAGAGUGGGCAAACCGAAUCAGUCCUAAACCCUUGCGCUGUUAAAACUACAUGUGCCUGGCUCCCAAUGAUCUCCUAAUCUCUGGGAAUCGCACGCCGUCCAGGACUGAGGACGUCUCCGUACCCGAAGCUGACUGCAAUCGAGAUGGAGAGCGAAAAGAAGAGGAGAAAAUACUCCACGAGCAGCAAUGACUCAGACACCACUGACAGUCAAGUGACGUCGUGGUUCAGGUCAUCCAAGAAUACGGGCACCAGCAGCACAUGGGUCCGCCACCAGCACAAGAAACCAUCAGAGGUCUUUCGUACCGACUUCAUCACGGCCAUGAAGCUGCCGGACUCGGCCCAGCUCGGCACAGACGACUUCUACGUGCUGUCGGACCCUUGGAGACAAGAGUGGGAGAAAGGGGUGCAGGUUCCCGCUAACCUGGAGGCCAUACCAGAGCCCGUGGUCAGGUUGUUGCCGGAGUCGACAGGUGGUCUGUUCAACAACGGGGAGGAGAAAGAGGGCGGUCAUCAGCUUCCCCGGACUCAGCUGUACAGCUGCUAUGACCUGGAUGACCUGGAUGUUGCCUGGCUGCAGCUGGUCAACCAGGAGUUCAGACAGAUGGCCUUACCGGAGCUGGACGAGCUGACGAUGGAGUGCGUUCUGGUGGAGCUGGAGAGCGUGUGUGAGGAGAAGAUGCAGCAGGCCAUCGAGACGGAGGAAGGCCUGGGCAUCGAGUAUGACGAGGACGUGGUGUGCGACGUCUGCCGCUCACCGGAGGGGGAGGACGGCAACGAGAUGGUCUUCUGCGACAAGUGCAAUGUCUGCGUCCAUCAGGCGUGUUACGGCAUCCUGAAGGUACCCCAGGGGAACUGGCUGUGUCGGACCUGCGCUCUUGGGGUUCAGCCCAAGUGUCUGCUCUGCCCCAAGAGAGGGGGGGCCCUCAAGCCCACCCGCAGUGGAACCAAGUGGGUCCACGUCAGCUGUGCCUUAUGGAUCCCUGAGGUGAGUAUAGGCUGCCCAGAGAAGAUGGAGCCCAUUACCAAGGUGUCCCACAUCCCCGCCAGCCGCUGGGCUCUGUCCUGCAGUAUGUGUCGAGAACACACAGGAACCUGCAUACAGUGCUCCAUGCCCUCCUGUAUCGUGGCCUUCCAUGUGACGUGCGCCUUCGACCACGGCCUGGAGAUGAAGACUAUCCUGGCCGAGAACGAUGAGGUGCGCUUCAAAUCUUUCUGCCUGGAGCACAGCAACAGUAACACAACCACAAUCAACGCCUCCAGUUCGACUGGCGUGACAAAUGGGAACCACGCCAACGCUUCCACCACCAACGGAGCACACGGUGCAGCCAGACCCGACUGGUCCACUAACACCACCACCACCACCACCACCGGCGUCGCUUCGGAGCUUCGGUCGGACCAGCAUCACGACGUAGAGCAGAGGUCGGUGUCGCACCUGGUUGCGGUGUCGGCGUCAGAGCGAGCAGAGCGGGACCAGCUGGAGAGAGAGAAGGUGAGCCAGAGGAAACAGAAGCUCCAGGAGCUGGAGGACGAGUUUUACCGACUGGUGGACCCGAGGGAGGUUGCUGAAAACCUGGAGCUGCCCGUCACCCAGGUGGACUUCUUGUAUCAGUUCUGGAAGUUGAAGAGGAAGGCCAACUUUAAUCGACCUCUGGUGACCUUAAAGAGGGACGAGGUGGACAACCUUGCCCAGCAGGAGCAGGACGUCCUGUACAGACGCCUCAAACUCUUCACACACCUCCGACAAGACCUGGAACGGGUGCGUAACCUGUGCUACAUGGUGACACGGAGGGAGAAGAUGAAACACACUCUGUGCGACCUCCAGGAGAAGAUCUUCGACCUGCAGAUACAACUACUGGAAGAGGACAUGGCUGGAGAGAAAAGCCAGAAAGGAGAAAAGAGAAAGCAGAAUGGAGUGAAGGAUAAAGGGAAGGAGAGAAGGAAGAAUAGUCCCGAGAAGAAAAAGGAGAGAUGGAAGUCAGAGAACGGCACCCUGCUUAAAGAGCUAGGUUUGUCAAAGUCCUUCCCGUUGGACAACUCUUUGUUCGACAGCUGGCUCGCCCAGUCGGUUCAGAUCACCGCUGACGACAUGCUGAGCCAGUGGGCUCUGGGCGCCCAGCAUCGGGACAAGAGCGGCAGCCUGCUCUCCGACCAGCUCCUGCAGGGCGAGGAGAGUCUGCUCAACCUUAUGAUGGAGAACUCAAUGCAGUCUACCUGGAAAACCCCCCAGCUGGGCCGCAAACCCCGGGGGAGCAACAAGCCCCGUGCCCGUGGUCAACCCGCCGCUCCCGCCCCGCCUCAGAUGCUCUCGUCUUCGGCGGCUGCGUCUGCCGCCAGCAGCCCUUCCACCGCCAAGAGCCUCUGGGCCGGCGUGGCAGAGGAAAAGUCUAGCCACGUGGGCCGGAAGGCGGAGAGGUCUCGGGGCUCCUCCAAGACCCUCCACCACCACCUCCAUCACCAUCACCAGACCAGAAGCUCUGACCUCCACAGGGACCCUCCGCCGCAGCCGCCCAUCUCCAAAAUGGAUUCCUGUCACAUCUCGGAGGACCGGGGCCGAUGGGACGGCAUCCACACGGGGAACGGUUUCGAGUCGGAGGCCGGAUCGGGGUUCACGGCAAGCUCAUCUCCGGCCACCAGCCCCGGGGUGACGAUGCCGGAGACUGGGGCGUUCCUUCGCGGCGGAGCCCCGCGGCUCCGCCUGCCCCGACAGGGCAAAUCAAGAGGGAGGGGAGGGGUUGUCGCGGGCCUGGAGUCUAUGGACGUGCCGCUCAGAGGGAAGGACACAUCCCUGCUGGAUGCUGCUGAGACUGACGGGUACUUCUCUGACGGCGAGCAGAGCGAUUCGGACACACGCGCCGGCGGACGCAAACUCCGCCUGCCGCAGCUGCAUUCUGGGAACGAGGACCUGCUGAGAAGGAGCGUGCUGGCAUCCUAAGGAAGCCUCGAGACUCGAACAGACAAACACACACAGUUAUCCAAGCAGAGCCCCACUAAUGGCUAAUUGUUUCUCCAUCUGUGCCCGGUAUUCAGUCUACAACACACGGCUGGACGGCUUUGCUCAGCCACAUCCCUGCCACAUCUAUCCGUGGAAAAUCUCUUCAGCUCUUGACCUGCUUCGUUUUUUUUUUUUUUUUGUUUCGUUUGUUUGUUUCUUUUUGGGCGAGGGGGGGCAUUUGAAUGUAGCUGUUUGCCUCUCAUAGUACAGUAAAGCUUCUCCACUGGACCGCAGUCUGCACCACAAGAUUCAAACCAUUCAACAAAUAGGAAAAAAAAAAAAAACCUUACCUUUUAGUCUUUUUUUUGUUUUGUAUAUUUCAGAUUCAUUUCGUCGCUGGGCGUUGAAGUACCCAGUCCUGGCCUCAUGUCUCUGGUACCUGCUGCCAGACGUGGGAACAAACACUUUGGGGCAUUAUUAUUAUUAUUAUUAUGAUUAUUCUAAAUCAAGCUGGUUUCAGGGUAUGCUUCGUUCUCGGUCUUCACACGGCCUGAAAUGCAUCCAGUGAGUCCUUGUUUUCUUGAAUGCGUUCAGUGGAAAAAACAAUUUCACACCAGAGUUGAUCUGAAUAUGUACAGAUGGUGACAUGGGACAACAUGUAUUCAGCCUUGAAAAGCACAACUAGCUAGUCAUAAGAGCUGUAAUGUAAGCACUCCUGUGUGUGUGCGUGUGUGUGUAUAACAGAUGCUCAUUCAGAGUUGGGGUCAGUUUUCUUCCUGUUGUCUCGGAGCGUAAGACUUCGGCUUUUCCAGUCGCUGAGCAGCAGACGGGUCGACCCCAACCCUGGUGCUCAUUCAGAUUGUCACACAGAAACACAAACACGUGCACACAGACACACAAAACUACCAUAAACGAAUACUCACAUCACAGCGAAAUAUUUGGCCCGACUUUCGUCGGCUGCAAAUUCUUCUUAAAUCUGGGUUUGCUUGUCUUUUUUUUUUUUUUUUUUUUUUUUUUUUAAUUUUCUUCACAAAUCUUUGGAGAAAAAAAUCACCGUAGAAACUCUGUGCCUUCUGUCGCUUGCCCCGUGGCCCCGCCCUCCCCCUUAAACCAAACUUCUCAAUCAACCAAACAAUCAAACGAGUAGGUCAAUCAGAGUCGUCGCUCAAUCGGAUUUGUAACAAUCAAACCAAAAGGAAAUCCCGUUGCGCCGGGUUACCGGAGCGUGGCCGGCUUCGGGCUCCUCGUCACCUUAACAAUUGUGUAGUGCCUGAACCGAGGAUGUAAAUGCAGCCGUCUGUCAACAAAGCAUCUGCAGCAGUUAGCAAAAACUGUUCCGCGCCCCCCCACAACCCCGUCCCACUUUUCUACAUCGCAGCAGUCCAGAGCCAUCAGUGCACAGAGCGUGGCCAGGUUAGCCCCAUGUCCGAGACCCCUACAACACACCUAAGAAAUGCUCACAGUCAAAAGUUUUGUCAACUAAUCGACUUUCUCUUAAUCCGCAUCCCCAAAGGAAAACCUGUUUCAUGAGCAUCCUGCAGUUGAUGCACAUCACUGGACAAUUUCUAGAUGAUUAAGUCGUCAGACAUCAGUUAUUUUUUGUUGCAGCGUGCGCGGCACCAGGUGCUUCGGGCGCAACAAGAAAGAAAAUCAGUCUCACUUCAGAUCGUCCCCGCGUGCUCACCUAUGCAGUUGAGGAUUUUCGGCGUAGCCAUAUUCAGGAGCACCUUUUUUUUUUUUUUCUGACGUGGCCAAGCUCUCUCUCUGACGAUGGCUCUGCUGCUGCGCGAAACAUGAACGAUAAUCGGCUUCAGAGGCCCGCGCUCUUCAGUUCUUGGAUUGAGUUUAAAUUUGUGUUGUUUUUUUGUUUUUUUUGUUUUGUUUUUUUCCACAAAAUGACUUUGUUCUCUCGGAGAGUUGUAUUUUGUACUUAAAGCGGUUCGUGGUAUUCUCAGGGGUUUAAAAAAAAAAAAAAAAAAAAAAAACUUUUGAAAAAGAAGAGGUUAAAAAGCUAUGGGGGAAAAAAGCAAGCGAGAAGCAGAUACGCGUAUAUAUACAUACAUAUUUUAUAUCAUAUAUAUAUAUAUACAAAUAUAUAUAUAUAAAGUAAUGUGUGUGUAUGUCUAGACUCCUUAUUUGGCAAGCUUCACUGUUUGAACUCCAACUACUACUGAGCAUGCUCUUUCUCUCAGUAUAUAUGACCAUCAGCCCUGGGUUCGAUAAUCUCAACAAUCAUUUUUUUUUAUAGUUGAGUUGGGGUAUGUCCGAUGAUAUUGCCUGUCCUGCCACUUAGCCUCCGCCUGUUUGAACCCAAGCUGAGAAAUGAAGCGUCGCAGUGAGUCGUAAUCUUAAGGGCUGCAUGACCCAGGCCUGAUGAACACACAUUUAAACAGAGGUGCAGGUCCUUUCUACUGUCUCUGUUUUUUGUUGUUUUGUUUUGUUUUUUUUUUUAUUAGUUUUUCCUCUAUGGACACCUUCGAACUGGUCUUCUGGAGUGACCACGCCAAAGAAGAGAUCUGUGCAUCAAGGCAGCAUAUUUACACCUUAUCGACACAAACACAAACAUACGUUUGUCUCUGGAUCGUUAGAUAAAGGUGUCCGGCCGGCGACUCUCGGCUUAGUCCCGUUUCUUUUUCUCAGCCCAGUUUGACACCGGUUGAUGCGUGAACUCCUCUUAACACAGGUGGGAACCUUAAAUCCUUCCGCCGCCGCCGCCGCCGCUGCCUGGAUUCUCCCAGCAUUCACGGGGGUUGUUCACGUAGGAAACGCAGACUCACAUAUUAACCCCCUUCAGAAACAAAAGCCAAAUGCAGCUGAACUGAACACACAACAUACAGCGCUCUCUUUCUAUCUGUUUCUUUCUCAAACACUGAUACAAACACCAGAGCUGGUAUAACAGGGUUAUAAUGUACAAGAUGAUUCGAUUUUUUUUUUGUUUUGUUUUUUUUAUAUAUAUAUAUAUAUAUAUGUAAACCUGGUCCUGAACGCAUCAGGAAGCAGGAAACGCCCCUUAACAGCAAGAGAGUAUUACCACAGGUGACAGCUCUGUCUCCUUCAGGUGUAGCCACCGUAGAAGACUCGCACUGUCGCGUGGAGGCGUGCCAAGUAUUGUCUCACGUUCAGUACGACAGCCUGGAGGAUCUUGGACUUCUGCGUUGGCUGUAUCGCAGGCCGACGCUCAUGACAACACACACACACACACAGCAACAGCAACAACAACAACAACAACAACAACAACAACAAUAACAGCAACUUGCGCUCUGAAGGCGAGGACGCGGCCCACGCCGUCCUCCGCCCCCUGGUGGUUGUCACCGUUCACGUGUCGCGUAAGACGGAAAAGUGUAAUCUUGGUUUCAAUAUUCAAUGUUCAGAGUAGCCUGACGUCGUAGACAGUGGUAUUAGACGAGGCCUCACAUGUACGGCCUUAACAUGUAGUAGCUAAUGCUAAGGCUGCACGGGGCCCCACCGGGGAAAACGGGCCGUAAAGCGUCCUCCACGGGGAGCGGUGAAAGUGAGGUUUUUAAUUGUAAUCGCAGUUUUCCUCAAAUCUGUGCAGCCUUAGCAAACAUAAACUGGUUAUUAUUCUAUAUUUACAGUGUGGCUACAAUGCCCUCUCCUUCCGCUUCGUAGAUACUGUAGACUGGAGUCUUUUGCAGGUUCUUUUAUUUUAUUUUUUUUUUAUCAAUAUCCACUAGAAUACAACUUCAAAGCAUCGCUGUCCUCUGUGUGGUACGUUGGUGUGGGUGUUGGCUCACAGCCCCACGUGUGCUCUGAUGAUCUUUGACUUUUGCAACACGGUCAGACACGCAAACGUCCGCGCGGUGCGAGACCCGGACGAGAGCUGCGUCUUUAUCCCAAGCUAAGAAAAUUAGCCGCGAGUCAACAGAAGAGGUGCCGGAGGUCGCGUCGCUCUAGAGUGCGACAGCUGAGGCUGUUGCACGUGGGAGAGCGACGCUACCUCCCCUGGGUGUUUGGCACGAGGUGCCGCGCCGCAGAAAUAAGCUGACAGCAGGGCAUCAGGUGCAUUGAUUGCAGGUGAGAAAAACACCUACGGAAGUUGGUUAAAGAGCAGAAGCGAUUCCCGCGGGCAGUCGCCCUCUUUACCGCGCUGACUCUGUUGGAAAAGUCACUGGAAGACAUCACGGCACCAGCAGGGCUGCGUUCCUCAAAGACCCCCUCAGUUUGCGCAAAGAUCGGAUUUUUAUUAGCGGGGAAGCUCUGUCGUUCAAGUUCAGGCUUUAGAUUUCUAAAUUUCUGACGCUGAGGUGGUUUUCGGGGAACGGGAGGGGCGUCAGGAUGCUGGUCAUGCGAUGUCCUCGUUCCUCUGUGGUUGCUCCCUCAUCCGGUUUGAGGCCGUCGUUGGGUCGGUGAAGCCAGGAUUGGUUGGAAAUGAACGUUUUUGCCGCACCGAUUCCCACGGGGCCUGAGUUAAAGCAAAGGUCGGUGGAUUUACUGACAUGGAGAAGGAAUGCACUGGGUUUAGAUUUCUCGAAAACAUUUUCCAGAUUUAAAGUCUGAACCAAAUGGAUCCCAGUGACUGCUCAUUAGUGCUUCCUGUUUCUGGAACCGUUGUCUAAUCCUUGCUUCACUGUCCCCACGGCCGCCGCACAAACCCACCAACCCACCUACCCGACCACCACUGGAGCUUAUACACACUUACAAUAAUGUAUAAUACUGUUCAACUACUUCUACUACUACUACUACUACUACUACUACUAGAAACAUUUUCAUUUUCCGUGUGUCGAAAAAGCCUUUGCAAGCUGCUUUUUUUUUUUCUUUCGUAACGCUUAGCUGGCCCCAGUGGCUCGUAUCGAUCUAGAAAGCUGACUCAUUAUCUGCUUCCACUGGUUUUUGUUUUAUUUUUUGGGUUUUUUUUUUUUUUUUUUUACUGGCGCUUUGCUCCGUUCUCCGUUGCAGCAAAGUUAUGGCUUCAAGGUCUCAGCAUCCUCAACCCAGACACGCUUCGCAGAUCGGAGAUUCAGUCAAAUUUAAAGAGCUGCUGUGGCGGCGGAGGAGGAGGAGGAGGAGGAGGGAACGGUUGUCGAGUCGAAUCCGAACCCGGCGUGAGUCGAAGAAUCAGAAAGCUUUCUGAUGAUUUUGUAAAUAGUUUUGGUCUUGGUUUCAAAUGCAAAUACGCAUCCGUUCCAGCUUUUCCUUUUCAACAAGUCUGCAAAUUCUGCAGCUAAUUCUCAUUUUCUAUUAAGGAUUAAUAUGUUAAUCACAUCUCUUCUUUAGCAUUGUUUCCUGUUUUACCAGUUCUCCUUUGGGAUCAGAUUCCUCGUCAGUUUCUUUCAACGAUGAAAGUUUGUGAUAACUUCGGAUGGCGUCUGUGCCUUCGUAAAAGCCCCAAGAAAUGUUGUUGUUUUUUUUUGUUUUUUCAGAGCAGACGCAUUUAGAGUUUCAUUUUGAAAAGUUGCCCGGUAGCUUCGUCCUCUGCCUUUUUUUUCGUGCACCGUUGAUCUUUUGGCUCCUCCUUCAAUCCAACAUCUCCGCUGUUUCUGGCUCUUGAAUUCAUUUCAACCCAAACGAUGAGAUUAAUUCUGCAGCAUCCACAGCAGCUCCAAAAAAAAAAAAAAAAAAUAGACUAAAUCUCCCACCUGCACAAACUGCGCACCUUACUCUGCAUCCACCAUCUUCCUCCUCCUCCUCCUCUUCCUCCUAACACACCAGCAAAGCACCCUUUCCUGCUCCAUCCUCAAUCCCUAAAAACACUCCUCCUGCCCACACCUCCUCCUCCUCCUCCUCCUCCUCCUCCUCCCUGUCCCGUGAUCAGCCUCCUUGGCCGGCACGUGGGUUUUUAGGGGUCACCUUUUGAGGCGUAGGACGAUUAAAAAAACAAAACAAGAGAACGCAAAAGGACGUGUGUAGCUUUAAGGACAAAUAAUGACAGACACGUGUGAGGAGAAAAAAAAAAACCCACUCUGGACUGAAGAGAGAGAAGCAGAGAGGAGGGAGGGAGGGAAGGAAGGAAGAGGAGAGAUGUUUAGAAAGAAGGAGACGUUUACUGAACUGGAGCCAGCGGAAGACAGAAAGAGUACAACUUGUUCUUUUCCCCUGCGUUCUGUUUGCAGCCUGUCCACACAGUCGAGUUAACAAGCGGCUGAUAUAAACAACACCAGGCGCCACCUCCCCCUUCUCCUCCUUCUCCUCCUUCUCCUCCUUUCUCUUUCUUUCUCUCUGUCCAAAUAUUUUCUGCACAAAGUGUAACAAUCGAAUCGGUAGAGGCAGAAAUGGCUCAGAUUUGCAUUAAACGGCCUGAAAGUGGAAUAUUUUAACCUUCUUUGUGGCUUUUUUUUUCGUUCAUACAAAAGCACCAUCGACAAACACAUUCUUAAAGAUAAUCAAUCAUAUUGCCCAAAAAAUAGAAAAUAAAAAAUGUCAUAUUGACCAUUAAGAGCAAAGUGAAGAAGCAUUUCUCAGGAUUUAAGAAAGAUAUAUAUAUAUAUAUAUAUAUAAUAUUUAACACCAGCUUCUCAGCCAGGUAAAGUAUUUUAGUACUUAAAAUUAUCGAUUAAAACAUGCAGGUUGUUUGCCAGUAAUUCAAUCCACUUUUUAAUUUUUUUCCUUCCCCACAAUAUGAAAAACACAUUCAGCCUCCGUUUACAUCUGGUCUCAGCGUUCUGCUCCCGAGAGGCUGCUGCGUGGUACGGGACGUUGUCGCAGACAAACUGAGGUGUAAACCUUUCCCAACGCUCUGCGAAGAACUAUUUAGUCUCUGAUAAUUACAGCUCCACCGGGUAGCAUUUAGUUUAAAUCACUUUAAAUAUGAAAGGAAACACAAUCUGGAUUCAUGCUGCAGGUUGGAAUCAGGCCCUCCCCACCUGAAGAGCCUCUGUCCCCUUCUUAUUUCACCUGUCAUCCAUUUCCCCUCCGUUGUCCUUUACCUCGCCUACGCUCACGUGCGUUUGUCUUCGUCCUCUGAGGAGGUGAUUAUGUCUUUAUCGGAGCUUUUAUAUGUGCAGGGACGCAACAGGCGUUUUGAUUCACCUGUGUUUGGGUCCCUUUGUGCUGCGUGCACACGAGAUUGAAGCCAUGUUUGUAUUUUCCGCCAGUGUCCUUCUAUUAACCUCUCCUCCUCCUUCUCCUCCUCCUUCUCUUAAGAUGUGCCCAAACCAGAAAGUUUAGAAAAAGUCGUCGCGAUUAGAUGCUAAAUCGUCGCAAAACUGUGCAAAACUCAGCUUUGUGCACGUGGAAAGUGGAAUUCUUCCUCAUGCUGUGGCUUUGUGAAUCUUACAUGUAAAGCACACAGAGGAGGGAGGAGGGAAAUUAGACUAAAUCCGUUUCUUGUGACCAUCCUAAUGACAUGUGGAACGUCGAUUACAGAUGCUAUCCGCACAGUAGCAGCUAAAUUGGGCCUCGCAGCCCAAAUCUGGUCACCAGUAGGACAGGUGAACCUCUGUGUUUCCCCUCCGUGGCUUUAUGAUAAUUUUUGUUUUAGUUUCUCCUCCUCUUCUCUCCUCUCCUCCUCUCCUCUCUCUGUCUUCUCUUCCGUGCAGACCAAGCAGUUUCUGACUCUCAUUAAUCACAGAGAAAAUAAAUAAAUAAAUCAAAAGAAUCCUCGCUUCCCGCUCCUGACCCGCGUCUGACGAAGUUCUCUCCCUCAGGUUUAAAACGCGUUGCAAAAUAAGAAGUCAGCAGUUUUAAUGUGCGGAAAUAUUUUAAAGCACUUCUCAGUAUAUCCAUUUUCUUUUUGUGUGUGCGUGUGUGUGUGUGUGUGAUAAUAGGUUAAUUUAAGCACUCAGUCUGUCCCUGUUUGUUAAGCGAAGCUGUUUCUCUCCCUUCUCUCUGCUCUCUCCUGACAUUUAACAAAACAAAAAAAAAACACAACAAAAAAAAAAAACACGAUCGGGUAUCAUUCUGCAUCUUAUUGGUUGUAUUUAAACUCUCAUUUGAAUGCCAAUCAAGCAUCAUCUACUCAACACAGAGCUGGACGCAGGCUUUUCCUCCUACUACUGUCUUAUUUGUCCUUAGAGAGGUGUUAAGAUCUCUGCUGUCCUGCCCAGUUUCUCCUCCACUCUGCAUCAGUUCUUCAAUACAAUAAUAUGAAUGUUGCAGGAGUUUAUCCUUCUGUAUUCUUUGUUUCAAAGAAUGUUGUGCCAUUUGUUAAUAGCAAAGAGAACUAUUGAACAUAUAUGAAAAAGAAGAGCUAUUUUAAAUUAUUUUUUGGCUUUUUUUGCUAUAUUUAUUUUCUUGUAUUAGAAUCUUCUUUGUAGGAGGGAAAAAAAUCAAAAAAUGUAUUUUUCAUUAGUGCGAAAAACCUAUUUUCUUCCUUUUUGUACAAUUUCGAUGUUAAAGCGAGACUUUGAAAAGCAAUAUGAUGACGAUGACGACGACGAUGAUGAUGAUGAUGACGAUGUUUCCUGUGACUGUAUCUGCAUGCUGUUUGUGUUGCCUUAAUGAUGGCUGCAUCCCACUCUACCAAACCACCCCCCUUCCCCCACCCCUUCACCCUACGACCUCCCCACCCCAUCCCGACUAGUCUGAACCUUCCUCCGCUCCCUAAACUUCAUCUGAUGGAGUCCCGGUCCCAUUUGAUCCAGUCCAGACCAAUCCAGUCCAGUCCAGUCCAGUGCAGUCAAUAAAGCAGUGCUUUCUGUGUACA